Priapulus caudatus is the source of this 1681-nucleotide messenger RNA. RefSeq lists its product as uncharacterized. Lineage: Eukaryota; Metazoa; Priapulida; Priapulimorpha; Priapulimorphida; Priapulidae. The coding region runs from base 188 to 1681 and encodes 497 amino acids. The record is from RefSeq and is a predicted model, not a curated record. The transcript is spliced from 3 exons. Gene Ontology annotation, molecular function: ubiquitin-protein transferase activity.
AACGCAAAUGCAAAAUCCCACAACACAGAUGCAAACGCCAGCAAAAAUUUUUGUCGCGCGAUGGCAGCACACUCCAUAGUAACAUGUUACAUAGUGACGCUGGCGUUACCCGACGCUGCGUUAAUCGUCAAUAUUGGUUCGACAAACGAUCGGGUGUUUAUCUGAAAUUGGCGACUGAAGAACCGCAAUGUUUUGCUCACAGUGCGGGUUGGAGGUUACGUCAACAUCUAAUUACUGCUCAAAUUGCGGUAUUUUGGUAAAGACUUCGAUUGUCAUUGAUCCUGGUAGAGCCUCUACCACUACCAGCAGUAGUACAACGAAUCGUCCGUCAGUAAGUUUUGAGGAUUUUAGAAAGAUUAAGGAGGAUCAGCGCCAAUCAAGGUUUCAGCCAAAGGCCAAAAGAAGUAGACCAGGAAAGGCAUUGGCCUCAGAACCAAAAGACGUUGCCAUAAACAUCGGCAUUAAAAAGUAUGUAAAUGGCUAUUUCAAGAACAUCCGUGGUAAGUGUCUGCCAAUCAGAGUGGCCCCGAGCGCCAAUGCUUCGCUCGUCAAGGAGAAGGCCGUACUGAAACACACAAAUCACGAUGUCACCCUUGACACAAGCAUGGACUCGGACUACGUUCUGCUAUACCCGGACGGGAGUUUGGUCGAGAACAUCCCUGGGAGUCAGCAACCAUUCAAGUUGCAAGACUACAAGGAAGAAGUGGGGAAAAAUUACAAUAGGAUAACUCUGUACAUCGCCCUAAAGGUAGACUACAUAUUAGCCGAAACGACGAUGGGACAGCUGAGUAGUAGCUCUGAGUCAGAUACAGAACUCGUAGACUUAGAGAAAAUCAUAUUUGACAGGAAAAGUUUUGUCAACGCAUCCCCUGCAGGCGCAAGUUCUACUGCAUCAGGUGGUCCAGUUCCGAUUCAUACUGUGAUUAUUGACGAAGCUGGCACUAGCACUGCUACUGCUAGUACUACAAUUACCGAUGUCGAAGAUGACUCAAUGGCCUUGGUGGAGUGUCCGAUAUGCUCUGAGCACUUUCCUCUCAGAAUCAUUGCAGACCAUGCCGACAUCUGCGCUGAUAUUUGGGUGGGGAACAAUGACGAAGAGGAAGCAGAACACCCUAUUGGAGAGGAAGAUGUCUCGAUGGCAAGGUCCAACGACAGUUUAAACGACGUAAUAAGCAGCUUAGUGCCGGAUCUGUCUACCAACAAGCCCAUGAAGCUACGUAUUCGUCGCACCAACUUGUGGGUAGAUGUGCAAAGGUAUGGGCCAAAACUGUCUCCCCAAAUCCCCAUCAAAGUGGAAUUUAUUGGAGAGACUGCAGUGGACGAUGGAGGGCCAAGACGAGAAUUUUUCUCAGAAAUUCUAGCGGUUAUCGACAGGACAAUGUUUAGAGAAGGGAAGCCACUGCCAUCAACCAUUGCACUCAACAAUGGGAAUUUCUUGCUGGCUGGGAAAUUGAUGGUGAUGUCAAUUGUUCAAGGAGGACCAGCACCUGCAUAUCUGCACCCAACGAUAUAUGCUUACCUAUCUGGACAGCCUCUUUCUUCCGAAGAUAGUGUGGGCAAAUACAGACAUGCAGCUUUAAAGAUCCAAUCAGUGACAUAUCAAGAUGAACUAGCUGAUGUUCUCAUGUCUGAUGAUGUGUUUGACGUACUGGAGGAGAUCGGCUACACUGGUGUAGUGUAG